AUGUUGAGCGGAAAAGUGGUCAUUGAGGAAAGAAGAACGAAGUUGAAUGGUCCAAAGGACUUUGAUGUGGCCAAUGUGGAUCAACUUGAAGGCAAAUCGUUGAAGGUUUCGCUAAUUCAACCGUGUUCCAUGCCCGACAACCAUACAAUUGUUUAG
This is a messenger RNA of Caenorhabditis briggsae, 156 nucleotides long. The transcript is spliced from 2 exons. The coding region runs from base 1 to 156 and encodes 51 amino acids. The record is from RefSeq and is a predicted model, not a curated record. Lineage: Eukaryota; Metazoa; Nematoda; Chromadorea; Rhabditida; Rhabditidae.